CCCUUUCAUUCAUGAUCUAUUUUUGUUUCUCACGCUAUAUUAGUCAGUAAUCAUGCGACCAGACAAUCCGUCGCUUCUAUUAAAUCAAUUUAAUCGUUUCAAGUGAUUUCUGAUCCGCAAUGAGUGUGCGAGUGAAAGGGGCGAUGGAUAGGUCGUUUAAGAGAAUUUUGAGGAGACAGAAGACCGUUCACGGUGACAUGCCGGUGAAGGACGGCAGCCGGCGGUCGCUGGUCGGCGUCAUCGACGACGGCACCAAGACCGUCCGAGUUGUGAUAUACGAAGCAGAACGCUCAGAAGAGCUUGCCGCGUACCAACUAGACAAAACCGAGAUCCAGCCGCAAGAAGGAUGGUCCGAACAGGAUCCCAUGGAGAUCAUGCACCACAUCAAAAUAUGUGCCGAGAAAGCCGUCGAACAACUAGCUGUUAAAGGCUACUCGAAAGAUAACAUCGUGGCACUGGGCAUCACCAAUCAGAGGGAGACGACGAUAGCGUGGGACAGAUUCACAGGAGAGCCUCUACAUCCUGCUAUAGCGUGGAACGACAUCCGCACAGACGUCACGGUAGACGCGAUCCUCGCCAAGGUCCCGGAUCAGAACAAGAACUACCUCAAGUCCGUCUCCGGCUUGCCCAUCAGUCCGUACUUCAGCGCGUUAAAGAUGAGAUGGCUAAAGGACAACGCCAAAACCGUCCGGCGUGCCGGGCGGGACAAGAGGCUCAUGUUUGGGACGGUCGACUCUUGGAUUAUAUGGAACUUAACUGGCGGUCCACGAGGAGGUUUGCACAUUACUGAUGUCACCAACGCGUCGCGAACACUUCUGAUGAACCUGGAAACUUUGAAUUGGGACCCUAUGUUGUGUAGGUUAUUCGGAAUCCAUCGAGACUCAUUGGCCCAAAUACGAAGCAGUUCCGAAGUGUACGGCGUAGUCAAAGACGGAUCCAUCUUAGACGGAAUUAGGAUAUCGGGGAUAUUAGGCAACCAGCAAUCAGCCCUAGUCGGUCAAAACUGCCUGUCAGCCGGCCAGGCCAAGAACACCUACCGAAGCGGCUGUUUCCUCCUCUACAAUACUGGCUCCCGUCGUGUGCAGUCCACCCACGGUCUUCUAACGACAGUAGCUUACAAGCUGGGACCCCAAGCACCGCCUGUAUAUGCAUUAGAAGGCUCAAUAGCUGUAGCGGGAGGCGCCGUGAAAUUCCUCCGCGACAACCUGAAACUAAUUAAAGACGUGGCGAAGGACACGGAGCAUAUCGCCGGCCAAGUGUUCUCUACAGGGGACGUUUACUUUGUGCCGGCGUUCAGCGGGUUGUACGCGCCGUACUGGAGGAAGGACGCUAGGGGAAUUAUUUGCGGUCUGACGGCAUUCACCACAAAACAGCACAUCAUACGGGCAACGCUGGAGGCUGUUUGUUUCCAAACUAGGGACAUAUUGGAAGCCAUGAACAAAGAUUGCGGUAUGCCGCUGUCAAAACUACACGUGGACGGAAACAUGACUCGUAACGAUUUGCUAAUGCAACUCCAGGCCGAUCUCAUCGGGAUACCUGUGUUGCGUGCGCAAUCCUGGGACAUGUCAGCCCUAGGCGCAGCCGUAGCGGCCGGACACGCAGUCGGCGUGUGGUCCAUUGAAACGUGGAGGGCUACCGCUACCCCUAUCGACACCUUUCUACCCACUACCACCGAUGAUGAUCGCGACGCGCGCUACACAAAAUGGAAGAUGGCCGUCCAACGCUCUCUCGGCUGGGCCGCCAUCAAAAAGUCCAUCACCAUGACAGACGAACGUUACAAACUGCUCUCCUCGAUCCCAGCGACGCUGUUUCUCAUUGGCAGCUUCACCAUGCUAGUCGUAUCCAAUGCGCUCAAGAAUAGGUGAUAAAUGAUAAUAAGCUGUUAAGUUAAUUUAAAUCCUAUUUAAUAGGAAUAAGGAAAUACAAAUUUUUACAAUUGUUUAAUCAUUUUAUUACGUUUUAUUCUAUUAUAUUCCAAUUAUUAAAAUGACCCGCACUUACUGUAUAGUUUGCAUAGUUCGAUAAUAAAAGCUGCCGCGAGAUUUGUUUAAAGUAUCACAAGUAAAGUUAUCAUCAAAAUUCGGCGGCAGACCUGUAGACAAACCGCACAUUGUUAGUGAAUAAAACACCUAUAUUUUAUUUACGUUGUAAGCUGUAAAAGUAACAAAGUAUACUCUGGCAAACCAACUUUUUCAGAAGAAAAAGGCGCGAAAUACAAAUUUCCUAUGAGAGGACAACCCUUCGCACCUACAUUUUAUUUAAUCAAUUUGCAGCCUUUUUUGCUGACGGAAAUGGCUUGCGAAACUAUGCAAUAUGGUUUACGAAUUUUCUGUUAAUCAUGGUAUAUAUUAGACAUCGGAUCGCUUGUGUAUUUUAAAGCCCAUGAUUUGUCUUUUUUCGUGUCUCUUUCUUCUUUCUUUCGUAAUUUUCAUGUAUAUCAAUUGAAUUGAUACAAAAUUCACCCGUGGUCUGAUGUCUAAAAUGACACAUAAUUAUGUAUAACACUACAGACAACGUACCUACUACAGUGGACAUAUUAAUCAGAAAACUUUGCAGCUGCUUUUUAAAACCUUAAGCGAAAUCCAUUUUUAUAGACUGGUAGGGUAAACAUCCUACUAAUUCUCCAAUCAAUGCAAAGCCUACAUUUUUUACUCUGUUACUUAUCUGUGUGGAUCAACUUUUUUUCGUUAUUCUGCCACGUCAGCCAGGCGACAGUAGUAACUCAGGAGUCCGUAACCAUGGCAACAAGUGGCAAAGUUGAUUCACCCAUCAAUAUUGUCUCGAAGCAAUAUUUAAUGGCCAAAAGUGGGACUGCUUACCCUAUGUUUUUCUUUUUCAUUCGAUAAUCGUCAAUUUUUAUGAACUAGACAUUAAUUGAAUCAAUUUUCAUUCCAACUUGCGUUGGCAUUUAUGGCAUAAAAGAACAAUUUGAAGCAUUUGUAAUUAAUUUAUUUAUUUUAGUGUAAGCGUAAAAUUUAUACAAUUACCUAUAUAAUUAUAAAAUGUCGAAAUAAGUUUAAAUAUUGUAGAUAAGGUGGAAACCUAGAAUAGGAUAAAAAUUACAAAUAUACCUUUAUGCAGCUCAAAACUAAAUCAUGUCCAUACAAUUGUGCUCGAUUUUAUGCUAGUCAUGAUGAUUGCUUAAAGCUAACCAAUGAUUUAGUUCGUUUUUUUAGCAUUAGAAAGAACUUAAAAAAAGAAGGUAUGCGAUCUUGACAUGUCUUUUAAUUCAAAAACGCUUUUUAAAAAUCAGUAACCAUUACUUAUGAAAGCAGAAGAAUAUAAAUGAUCGUAUUAGAUUCAUAAUUGUUACAUAUUUGCCAUAACUUAUUUUUAAAAUGUGUUUUUCAAUAAAAAGACACAUCAAGAUUUACCUUAUUUCUAAUGCUAAAAAAAACGAACUAUAGGUAAUACUGUUUCUGAACAGUGACGUAGGCACUUGUAUGUUUUCCUUAUUUCAUGAUUAUAAUAUAACCACAUACAACCUCUUAUUGAUUUUGAACAAAUAUUUUUAUUGAUUUUUUUUACCUACCGAUGUGUGUUAAUAUAAAAAUCAUAUUUCUGUCAAUUUCAUCAGUUAGAAACAAGGUAAUGAGAAUUAGUCAAAAUAUUUAUAAAGUGUCUCUAUGUGAUGCCUAAGUAAAUAUUCUAAAUCAAUAUCGUUCCCUGUUUCCUGUACCAAGUAAAUUUGGUUGUACAUACUUAUGCUAAGAGCUGUCCAAUGUAAAGUGAACCGUAAACUGCUCAAGAAUCAAUUUCCUCGACCGUACAUUGUAAUGCACAUACGAGGCACUUCUUUUUCGAGCUAUUCUUGUUAGAAUUAAUUCACUCGUUAUGAAAUGACUUUGUAAAUAACUGUUGUUUGUCUCAUGUGUCUAUAUUUUUCUCUUCUCUUUUUAUUCUUCUACUAGGAAUUACAGAACCGGUAGUGUUUGUAACAACCGAGAUUUAAGGUAGCAGCCAAAAAUGGAACUGGUAUUUCCCGAUAUGUUCGACCGGUAUUGUUGACUUGAGGUCAUGAUGCGGGUACAAAAUAUUGUAGCUAUAAAUUAAGACCUCCAACACAACGAUUUUGAUAAAACAUCUAAGAACCACCUCUGUAGGCUGUAGUAAACCUGCUUUCAAAUAAUCAUACUCGGUUUAACCGUUUAAGAGCUAAGGUGCCAAAGACAGACAAAGACACAUCGGUCAAACACAGGGGCAGGUCAGGGGUUACUAAAACGGUCCGAUUAAGAAACACUUUCAGAGAUACCCCUAGCAUUUGUUAGUUUUAGGAUUUAGGGGUUUUUGGGGACAUAAACGUAAAGUUAUUUACGAAUUUUCCUUGUAGAUCUAGAAUAGACAUAAUUACACAUCGGUAACUCGUGGCAUUUAGGUAGCACUUAAAAGAUUAGUGAUGAGCACACAUCGGUAACUCGUGGCACUUGACAGUUUCUAACAGACUAGUGAUGUGACAAUGUUCUUCCUAUACGAGUCGAGAAAAAGAAACCAUUAAAAAAAGGAAUUAAUUAAACUAAUCUUUUAAGUGCUACCUAAAUGCCACGAGUUACCGAUGUGUAGACAUAAUAUUGAUGUGAUCGUAGGUUUCUGGAUUUAUUUAUAUCGUUGUGAUUUGUACUAAUCAUUCCUUUAGCAUUGUUUGAGAGCAUGUUUUUACAUUUUUUGAUCCUUGUAAAUUAUGGGCUUAUUAUAUAAUUAUUGUAUGACUUUUAUAAAAAUAAAAUGUACCUACAGUAAAUCAGGCGUGUAUUCGAUUCAGUUUGUAAUUUUAAUUAUUAUAAAUAUAAAAAAUAUUUUUUUAUUGUGAAUUCAUUGUACUGUACUUAAAUGACAGGUUGCCAGUUGUUAAUUUGAAUUGAAAUUUUAUUGUUAAACAAUUUGUUGUUUAUUUAAGGUGAAUUAAAUGAUUUGUUGGGUU
This is a messenger RNA of Cydia splendana, 4918 nucleotides long. It is a transcript of the gene Gk2, whose product is annotated as glycerol kinase 3. The transcript has 14 exons. Gene Ontology annotation, molecular function: glycerol kinase activity. Bases 120 to 1865 code for a protein of 581 amino acids. Gene Ontology annotation, cellular component: mitochondrion. The record is from RefSeq and is a predicted model, not a curated record. Gene Ontology annotation, biological process: triglyceride metabolic process; phosphorylation; glycerol metabolic process. Lineage: Eukaryota; Metazoa; Arthropoda; Insecta; Lepidoptera; Tortricidae.